AUGGCGAACGGCGCGCGCGAUGACGGCUCGCCGGCUCGCCCGCCGCACGUGGCGAUGCUGGCGACGCCCGGGAUGGGCCACCUGAUCCCGCUGGCGGAGCUGGCCAGGCGCCUGGCGUCCCGGCACGGCGCCACGGCCACGCUCCUCACAUUCGCCUCCACGGCCUCCGCCACACAGCGCGCCUUCCUCGCCUCCCUCCCGCCGGGCAUCGCCUCGCUCCGCCUCCCGCCGGUCGACCUCUCCGACCUGCCGCGCGGCGCCGCCAUCGAGACGCGCAUGUCCGAGGAGACCGCCCGCUCCGUCCCGGCGAUCGCGGAGGCCCUCACCAAGAUGAAGGAGACCACCCGCCUCGUGGCCUUCGUCACCGACAUCUUCGGCACUGACGCGUUCGACGCUGCGCGCGCCGCCGGCGUGGGGAGGCGGUACCUGUUCAACCCGACCAACCUCCACAUGCUCGCCCUGCUGCUCCGCCUGCCGGAGCUUGACGCCACCGUGCCCGGCGAGUUCCGGGACCUCGCCGAGCCGGUCCGGCUGCCUGGCUGCGUGCCCAUCCCGGGCUCCGCCAUCCUCUCGCCGCUGCAGGACAAGGGCGACCCCUGCUACCGCUGGAUGCUCCACCACGCCGCGCGCUACCGUGAGGCCGACGCCAUCCUCGUCAACUCCUUCGACGCCGUCGAGCCGGAGGCCGCCGCGGUGCUUCGCCGGCAGCAGGAGCCCGGCCGCCCACCGGUGUACAACGUCGGCCCUCUCAUACUGACCGAGACCGACACCAAAUCCUCGCCGCGCGCGGCUUGCCUCGAGUGGCUCGACCGGCAGCCGGCCAGGUCGGUGAUCUUCGUCUCGUUCGGCUCUGGCGGCGCACUGCGGACGGAGCAGAUGCGGGAGCUCGCGCUCGGGCUGGAGCUCAGCGGGCAGCGGUUCCUGUGGGUCGUGCGGAGCCCGAGCGACCAGGGGGCGGUGAGCGACAACUACUACGACGCCGAGAGCAAGGAGGACCCCUUCGUGUUCCUGCCAGAAGGGUUCGUGGAGAGGACCAAAGACGUCGGCUUCCUGGUGUCCUCAUGGGCGCCGCAGAUUGGUGUCCUAGCCCACGAGGCCACCGGAGGGUUCCUGACGCACUGUGGGUGGAACUCGACCUUGGAGAGCCUCGUCCAUGGAGUGCCGAUGGUGGCAUGGCCUCUGUACGCCGAGCAGCACCAGAAUGCGGUGAUGCUAGCGGAGGGGAUCGGAGCGGUGAUACCGGUGCCGGAGCCGAAGAGGAAGGAGACAGUCGCCGGGGUGGUGAAGGAGCUGAUGGCAGGGGAGCAGAAGGGUGCCGCGGUGCGAGCCACGGUGGCGGAGCUGCAGAAGGCAGCAUUGGAGGGUCUGAGAGAGGGUGGUGCUGCCACGACUGAUGCACUAGCCGAGGUGGUAGAGAAGUGGGCAACUUAGGGGAACUAGUCCAUGCCCCCAUUGAACUCUCAAUUCCGUAUCACAAAUUGUACGUUUAUUUGAACUACUACGUUUGCCGGUAACUCAUUUGUGUGUUCUAAGUAAUGUACU
Molecule: messenger RNA, 1542 nt
Organism: Panicum hallii
Lineage: Eukaryota; Viridiplantae; Streptophyta; Magnoliopsida; Poales; Poaceae
Product: UDP-glycosyltransferase 72B1-like
Exons: 1
Coding region: 1-1431 (476 amino acids)
Molecular function (GO): UDP-glycosyltransferase activity
Source: RefSeq, a predicted model, not a curated record